GGCCAUAAUACUUUCCAAACUUUUGCAAUGAUACCCGUGGACGCUGCGAACUUCCACAUUGAUCUUAGUCCCNCCCCCCCUCUCGACCAUCAUUCUGGCUCUGUCCAGGAAUUUAGCUAGGUUGUGGGCUGGCACCCGACAUAUAAAUCCCCUUGCGCUUCAAAGAAUGGCUUCAACUACCACCGCCGCCUCGAUAGCGGAUCCUCCAGCAUCGAACCCGAAUCUCUCAAAUGGCGACUAUAGGGCAUCGACUCCGUCACCGUUACAAAAGCUCCACGGUCGCGCUUUCUAUGAGAGUAUUGGGAGCCCCAAAUUGGUGCUUGCGCCUAUGGUGGACCAGUCUGAAUUCGUACGUUGUGAAUCCAAGUCGCAUACUUGCUACAUGUCUCUGACAAUAUGACCAAGGCCUGGCGCAUGCUCACAAGAUCCUUCAUGCCGGAAUCCUCACCUCAAGAUCUUCUAGCAUACACGCCUAUGUUGCAUGCAAGACUGUUCAAUGAAACUCCUAAAUUCCGACAUAACCAUUUCCAACCUCUUCGCGAACCUUUGCCCCCGCGCACCGCUUCUUCUCCUCCUGCUCCAAUGACCACCCAGAAUUUAUAUCUAGAUGGGAAUCCGGCUUUUGAUCGUCCGCUUGUCACGCAGUUUUGCGCCAAUGAUCCGGAUGAAUUCUUGAGCGCGGCGAAGUAUGUAGCGCCUUUCUGUGAUGCUGUGGAUUUGAAUCUAGGCUGUCCGCAGGGAAUUGCAAGGAAGGGGAAAUAUGGUGCGUUCUUGCAAGAGGACCAGGAGCUUAUUUGUAAUAUGAUAAGGAAAUUGCAUAUGGAAUUGGAUGUUCCUAUUACCGCCAAGCUACGCAUUCUGGAUACGAAGGACGAGUCUUUGAAGUAUGUGCAGAAUGUGGUCAAGGCGGGGGCUAGUAUUGUUACUGUUCAUGGGAGAACAAGGGAGAUGAAGGGUCAUAAGACAGGGAUGGCGGAUUGGAAAGUUAUUAAGUUUUUGAGGGAGAAUAUUCCAAAGGAGGUGGUUAUGUUUGCUAACGGGAAUAUCUUGCGGAGGGAAGAUAUUGAUAGGUGUUUGGAGGAGACGGGAGUGGAUGGGGUGAUGAGCGCGGAAGGGAAUCUUUACGAUCCCGCUAUUUUCGCCACGCCUCCACCGGUGGGACAAGAAGGGAGAGAGUACUGGAGGGGUAAAGACGGGAAGGGAGGUUGGAGAAUGGAUGCUGUGUUUAGGAGGUAUAUGGACAUCCUCUAUAAGUAUGUGAUGGAAGUGGAAUCUCCGAAGCGACAACCACUUUUCCUCCCUUCUGAUAUCGAACCGGCGUCAGAAGCUACGAAAACCUCGGACAACAAACGACCCAGAGAUGAAAAUUCUCCCCCUCCAGCAGACCAGCCUCCAAAGAAAAAGACCCGGGCUGAUAAGAAAGAGAGAACUCAGAACCCAAAUUUCCUCGCUAUGCAACCUCAUCUUUUCCAUCUAUUGAGAGCGUUAGUCUCGAAACACCACGGUGUUAGAGACGCGCUUGCCAGAUGCCGAGCAGGCGAUAUCCCAGCCUUCGAAAACGUUCUUCAAAUGGUCGAAGUUGUAGUCAAAGAAGGACUCCUGGAGUAUGAAAAGACUGGAGGAAAGAGCUGGGAAGAAGAAAUGGCGAGAGAUGACAGACUCAACGCUGAGAAAAACAAGAAAUUAGAAGAAAGUAAGAAAUCGGAGGGAGAGAAUGAUGGGGCGGUAGAUAUUGAGGGAGUUGAAAGAAAUGGAGAACAGAAUAAAGAUUAUGGAAGUUCGGUAGAGAUGGUACGGCUUUGUAAAAGGCCUUGGUGGAUCGUUCAGCCGUAUGUCAGGCCUCUUCCCAAAGAGGCGCUGGCAAAAGGCGCGUUGACUUUGAGUAAGAAGGAAAAGGAGGCGUUGGAGAAAAGCAAGGCUGAGAAGGCUCAAAAUGGUGGGAGUGAGAAGAAGCGAAGAAGUCGAAGUCGAAGUCGAAGUCGAAGUCCUGCAAAGAAUAGCUAGGGGAUGUUGCUCUGCUUGGGUGUCGAAUGUGUGAAAGGGGGUUUUCAAGGGCAGAGCAAGGGAAGAAAUGACCGAUGUGGGAUCUAGGAGUGCUCAAGAGCUGAUGCACUGCUGGUUUAUGGCGGUGGGAAGGUGAUACCUGGGUAGAUAUUAGGUGACGAUCGCACUUUCUGGGAGCUAGAGGGUCGUAUAUAGUUCAGUGAUCUUUUAGCAAUCUCCCUUCUCUAAGAUUACUCAUAUAUAAAUCAUGAUUUCAGAAG
This is a messenger RNA of Hymenoscyphus albidus, 2264 nucleotides long. Lineage: Eukaryota; Fungi; Ascomycota; Leotiomycetes; Helotiales; Helotiaceae. The record is from the annotation of a GenBank genome assembly.